Molecule: messenger RNA, 2364 nt
Organism: Dendrobium catenatum
Lineage: Eukaryota; Viridiplantae; Streptophyta; Magnoliopsida; Asparagales; Orchidaceae
Product: putative 12-oxophytodienoate reductase 4
Exons: 9
Coding region: 145-2214 (689 amino acids)
Molecular function (GO): FMN binding; oxidoreductase activity
Source: RefSeq, a predicted model, not a curated record
AAUAAAUUAUUUUUCGUACUGCUAAACCCCAAUUCUCAAUCGAGGAUGGUGCGGCGUAGACCAACGUUAGCUUUUCUGCUAUAAAUCUCUAUUCAGUUCUAGCUUAAGCAGAUCUGUGGAAGAGACAGAGAAAGAGAGAGAGCUAUGGCUGAAGAAGAGAAAAUACCACUUCUGAAACCCUACAAAAUGGGCAAAUUUAAUCUCUCUCACAGAAUAGUAUUGGCACCACUGACAAGGUCAAGAUCUUACGGGAAUGUCCCACAACCUCAUGCCAUCCUCUAUUACUCUCAGAGGGCAACAAAGGGAGGUCUUUUAAUAGCUGAAGCUACAGGGGUUUCUGAUACUGCUCAAGGGUACCCAAGCACUCCAGGAAUAUGGACCCAAGAACAAGUGGAAGCCUGGAAACCUAUUGUUAAGGCUGUUCAUGACAAGGGUGGUAUCUUCUUCUGCCAAAUAUGGCAUGUUGGAAGAGUCUCAAAUAAUGGUUACCAACCAAACGGACAAGCACCUAUAUCGAGUACUGAUAGAGCAGUCCCUCCUCAAAAACAACAUGAUGACACUGUGGAAGAGUAUUCUCCUCCACGGCGCUUGACAACCGAAGAGAUCCCUCUAAUUGUUAAUGAUUUCAAACUUGCAGCAAGAAAUGCGAUUGAAGCUGGUUUUGAUGGGGUAGAGAUCCAUGGGGCACAUGGUUACAUAAUAGAACAAUUCAUGAAGGAUAGUGUAAAUGAUAGGACUGAUGAAUAUGGUGGAAGCAUAGAAAAUCGAUGUCGAUUCGCCCUCGAAGUCGUCGAGGCAGUCGUUAAUGAGAUCGGCGCUGAACGUGUGGGCAUUCGACUCUCUCCUUUUGCUGAUUACAUGGAAUGUUGGGACUCAAAUCCCGAACAAUUGGGACUUUACAUGGUACAAUCAUUGAAUAAAUAUGACAUUCUAUACUGCCAUAUGAUCGAGCCAAGAAUGUCAAUUAUUGAUGGUAGAAGGCAGAUUCCUCACCGCUUGCUGCCUAUCAGAAAGGCUUUCAAGGGUACUUUUAUUGCUGCAGGAGGAUAUGAUAGAGAUGAAGGCAAUAAGGUGGUGGCUGAGGGUUACACUGAUUUAGUAACAUAUGGGAGGCUAUUCUUAGCUAAUCCAGAUUUGCCAAGAAGAUUUGAGCUGAAUUCUCCUCUCAAUAAGUACAAUAGAGUAGUAUUGGCACCACUAACAAGGUCAAGAUCCUAUGAAAAUGUCCCACAACCUCAUGCCAUCCUCUAUUACUCUCAGAGGACAACUAAGGGAGGGUUUCUAAUUGCUGAAGCAACUGGAAUUUCUGAUACUGCUACAGGGUACUCAAGCAUUCCAGGAAUAUGGACCAAAGAACAGGUGGAUGCCUGGAAACCCAUAGUUAAGGCAGUGCAUGACAAGGGUGGCAUCUUCUUUUGCCAAAUAUGGCACACUGGAAGAGCCUCCACUUAUGAUUACCAACCAAAUGGACAAGCACCUAUAUCAAGUACUGAUAAGCCUAUUCCUCCCCAAAAACAAGACGAUGACACCAUGGUGGAGUAUUCUCCUCCACGGCGUCUGGCGGCUGAAGAGAUCCCUCUAAUUGUUAAUGAUUUUAGACUUGCAGCAAGGAAUGCAAUUGAAGCUGGCUUUGAUGGGGUAGAGAUCCAUGGUUCACAUGGUUUCUUAAUAGAACAAUUUAUGAAGGAUAGUGUAAAUGAUAGAACUGAUGAAUAUGGUGGAAGAAUAGAAAAUCGGUGCCGAUUCACCCUUGAAAUCGUCGAGGCAAUCGUCAAUGAGAUCGGUGCGAAACAAGUAGGCAUUCGACUCUCUCCUUUUGCUGAUUACAUGGAAUGCUGGGACUCAAAUCCGGAACAAUUGGGGCUUUACAUGGUGCAAUCAUUAAACAAGUAUGGCAUUCUAUAUUGCCACAUGGUUGAGCCAAGAAUGUCACUUGUUGAUGGUAGAAUGCAGAUUCCCCAUUGUUUGCUUCCUAUGAGAAAGGCAUUCAAUGGUACUUUUAUUGUUGCAGGAGGAUAUGAUAGAGAUGAAGGUAAUAAGAUGGUGGCUCAGGGUUAUACUGACUUAGUAGCAUAUGGGCGGUUGUUCUUGGCUAAUCCAGAUUUGCCUCGAAGAUUUGAGCUAAAUUCUCCUCUCAAUAACUACAAUAGGUUCACUUUUUAUACUCCAGAUCCAGUUGUUGGGUAUACAGACUAUCCUUUUCUUGAUGACUAAAAUUUUCUCUAUACUUACAAGUGAGUGAGUAGAUUGAAUGUCAUUGUUGAAGAGAAAAGUGGGAGAAUACGUGCAAUUUAUCUCUGAUUGUACCCUCUGUAUUUCAUAAAAGAUUAUGUAUCAGAUUAUAUUUUUAAUGUUCUUGAUCAA